Molecule: messenger RNA, 1983 nt
Organism: Saccostrea cuccullata (small rock oyster)
Lineage: Eukaryota; Metazoa; Mollusca; Bivalvia; Ostreida; Ostreidae
Product: synaptogenesis protein syg-2-like
Exons: 8
Coding region: 1-1983 (660 amino acids)
Source: RefSeq, a predicted model, not a curated record
AUGUUUUACUUUUACUCCACAGCUAUUCCUGGUCCCCCAACUAUUGUUGGUGACUUUGAGAGAAAUGAAGGAGAAACUGCAACACUGACCUGUAGCUCUGUAGGUGGCGAUCCUCUUCCAGUAGUAGAAUGGUAUAAGAACUAUGAACUGGUUGAUCCUGGAAGCAGUAGUACAGGGAAUGGUGAUGGAGUCUAUCUAAAUGGAUCCCAAAAGGUUACGUACAACAACUACACGUUUACAGUGUCGAGAUUUGACAAUUUUGUCGCCUACAUCUGUAGGGUAAAAAACUCUGCAAUAUCCAACGAUUUAACCCGAUCAUGGAUCAUUAGUGUUUAUGUACUAGCACAACAACCUGUCAUUAGCGGUCCAGAACCUGCCAUCAAGGAUGCUCUUGUUGCUGACAAUGUUUACAAAUACACGUGUGAAGUAAACUCUUGUCUACCUGUACCCCAAAUUCUAUGGAAACUUGGAAGAAGUCUGUCAAAUUCAGUGGAAUUUCAUGACGGGAUAUCGGAAAGCACCUUUACUAAUGUUGACAGUACACUGGGAAAGAUUAGCAAUCUUAACUGGAUUCCCGCAAUUGAUGAUAAUGACAAUGGAAAAAACCUUUAUUGUGAGACAGUUCAAACUACAGCUGGUGGAAGCUCAACCAGAAAAUCCUCCUUUGUUCCAAUUAAUGUUAUUGCUAUUCCGGGUUCCCCAAGUAUUAAUGGUGAUUCUGAAAUAAAUGAAGGAGAAACUGCAACACUGAGUUGCAGUUCUAUCGGUGGUAAUCCUCGACCCUCAGUGGAAUGGUAUAAGAACAAUCAACUGGUUGAUCCUGGAAGCAGUAGUACAGGGAAUGGUGAUGGAGUGUAUGUAUAUGGAUCCCAAAAUGUUACGUACAACAACUACACGUUCACAGUUUCAAGAUAUGACAAUUUGGUUUCCUUCAUCUGCAGAGUAAAAAAUUCUGCAAUGUCCAAAAAUUUAACCCGAUCAUGGACCUUUAGUGUUUAUGUAUUAGCACAACAGCCUGUCAUUGACCGCACAAAGCCUGACAUAACUAACGUUUUUGUUGCUGACAAUGCUUACAAAUAUACGUGUAUAUCAAAAAAUGGUCGACCUGCACCGAAAAUCCGAUGGAGACUUGGAAUAAAUCUAUCAAAUUCAGUGGAAUUGUAUGAAGGAAUAUCAGAAAGCACCAGCAAUAAUGAUGAUAGUACACGAACCAAGAUUAGCAAUCUGAGUUGGGUUCCCACUAAUGAUGACAAUGGAAAGAAUCUCUAUUGUGAGACAAUUCAAUCCACAGCUAGUGGCAGCUCAACUAGAAGAUACUCCUUUGUAUCAAUUUAUGUUUUCGCAAGCAACCAUGCGAUAAAAAACAAAACAAACACAGUCUUUUCCCCAGCUUUCUACGGUGUUACCACGAUUCUAUUUCUAAGCAUUUUUCUCAACAUAUUUUUUAUUGUGCGGAAUGUAAGAAAAACCGGAAAAAGUUCAGAAAAGAAAAAGAAACACCAAAACUCGAUGAAUGUUGAAAACAGAUCCGUGAAUGAAAUGGUGGAAGAUAACGUGGGCUAUCAAGAACUUGGAGAGAUGAGUCCACCCGCCAUUUAUGAAAAAGUAGACAGAGUGGAAGAUAUCGAAAGGUUUCAAAUAGAUGUAAUGAUGGGAGGAGAAAAUUUUAGAGUUUUAGUUACCCCAGGGAUAGUAGAGAUGCUUAAUUCCUCUGAUAGGUUUAUUGAACUUGUACAUGUAAGAUAUCCUUCUGUAAGACAAGUUUGGAUAAAUAUUGUAAAAAAAGAAAUAGAAUCCAAAAAGACCAAAGAAACGUCUGUCACAAGUAAAAUGGAGAAAGGAAAUAAUACUGAAUGUAACAAGACAAAUGAGAAGUCUGUCAAUUCUGAAUGCAACAAGGCAAAUGAAAAGUCUGUCAAUUCUGAAUGCAACAAGGCAAAUGAGAAGUCUGUCACAAAUAAAGCGGGGGAAAGGAAAAGAUGA